Messenger RNA from Ctenocephalides felis (cat flea), 2368 nucleotides. RefSeq names its product general transcription and DNA repair factor IIH helicase subunit XPD-like. NCBI's taxonomy places the organism in Eukaryota, Metazoa, Arthropoda, Insecta, Siphonaptera, Pulicidae. Gene Ontology annotation, cellular component: nucleus. The record is from RefSeq and is a predicted model, not a curated record. Gene Ontology annotation, biological process: positive regulation of mitotic recombination; nucleotide-excision repair; transcription by RNA polymerase II. Gene Ontology annotation, molecular function: hydrolase activity, acting on acid anhydrides, in phosphorus-containing anhydrides; DNA helicase activity; damaged DNA binding.
GUGUUAAUUUGAUUUAAAUAUUGUGUAUAAAUAUAAGGAUAAAUGUUUCCGUUAUUAUAAUUAAGGAUAACUAUAAAUCAACAAAAUGAAGUUGAGCGUGGAAGGCCUAAUCGUAUACUUUCCAUACGAUUACAUUUAUCCUGAACAGUAUGCUUAUAUGUUGGAACUUAAAAGAGGCCUGGAUGCCAAGGGUCAUUGUCUAUUAGAAAUGCCUUCAGGAACAGGCAAAACAACAACUCUGCUAUCUUUAAUCGUGGCUUAUAUGAUUGAAAACCCACAUUCUGUAAGAAAAUUAAUAUAUUGUUCUCGAACUGUUCCUGAAAUUGAAAAGGUUGUACAAGAAUUGAAGAAUCUUUUUGAGUAUUAUGAAAGUUGUACCAAAGAAACUUUGAAUUUUACUGGAUUGGUUUUGAGCUCUAGGAAGAAUUUGUGUAUACAUCCUGAGGUUAGUAAAGAACGUGAAGGUAAAAUUGUCGAUGGAAGAUGUCAUUCUUUAACAGCUAGUUAUGUUCGUGAUAGACAUAAUGUUGAUGAAAAUACACCUAUAUGUGAUUACUAUGAAGGUUUCAGUCUUGAAGGAAAAGAGUCUCAAUUGCCGAAUGGAGUUUAUAGUUUAGAUGAUCUCAAACAAUAUGGACAGAAUAAGAGCUGGUGUCCAUAUUUUUUAGCUAGAUUUGCGAUAUUGCAUGCUCAAAUAGUCGUAUACAGUUACCAUUAUCUGCUAGAUCCAAAAAUUGCUGAUGUCGUCUCGAAAGAACUUGCUAAAGAAUCUGUUGUAGUUUUUGAUGAAGCUCAUAACAUAGAUAAUGUUUGUAUCGAUUCUAUGAGUGUUAGAAUAAAUCGAAGAACUAUUGAAAGGAGUACGGCCAGUUUGCAAAUUUUGGAGAAGACAAUUGCAGAAAUGCGUGAAGAUGAUGCAAAAAGACUGACCGAUGAAUAUCAGAGAUUAGUGCAGGGUUUAAAAGAUGCAAGUGUUGCUCGAGAGACUGAUUUGGUUUUAAGUAAUCCUGUACUGCCGGACGAAAUUCUCAAAGAAGUCGUUCCUGGUAAUAUAAGAAACGCAGAACACUUUGUAGGAUUGAAAAGAUUUGUCGAAUACAUCAAAACCAGGCUUCGGGUGCAGCAUGUCGUGCAGGAAUCACCAGCAGGUUUUCUCAAAGACAUCCAGUCAAAAGUAUGCAUCGAAAGAAAGCCUCUGAGAUUUUGUGCAGAAAGACUCGCUUCUCUGCUUCGGACUCUGGAAGUGACGGAUAUGACUGAUUUUGGAGCCCUGGUUUUGAUCACACAUUUAGCUACAUUGGUUUCCACGUAUACACAUGGAUUUACUAUUAUUGUUGAACCAUUCGAUGAUAAGACUCCGAAUGUUUCGAACCCGAUUUUGUAUUUCAGUUGUUUAGAUUCAUCAUUAGCCAUGAGGCCAGUUUUCUCAAGAUUUCAAUCAGUUGUCAUCACAUCAGGAACUUUGUCACCUUUGGAUAUGUAUCCAAAGAUUUUGGAUUUUCAACCUGUGAUAAUGUCAUCGUUUACGAUGACUUUGGCAAGGCCUUGCCUAUUACCAAUGAUAGUUUCAAAAGGCAAUGACCAAGUUGCUAUAUCGAGUCGGUAUGAGACACGUGAAGAUGCAGCUGUUAUUAGGAAUUAUGGACAAUUAUUAGUCGAGGUUGCCAAAAAUGUACCCGAUGGUGUUGUGUGUUUCUUUCCAUCGUAUUUAUAUCUGGAAUCAGUCGUGGCUUCUUGGUACGAUCAAGGAAUUAUCGAUACUUUGUAUAGAUACAAAUUAUUGUUUAUAGAAACACAAGACAGUGCUGAAACUAGUUAUGCUCUCAUGUAUUAUGUCAAGGCUUGUGAUAGUGGCCGAGGUGCUGUAUUAUUAGCAGUAGCCCGUGGAAAAGUUUCCGAAGGAGUCGAUUUUGACCAUCAUUACGGAAGGGCUGUGCUCAUGUUUGGCAUUCCUUAUGUUUAUACUCAAUCUAGGAUAUUGAAGGCACGUUUGGAGUAUUUGAGGGAUCAGUUUCAGAUACGAGAAAAUGAUUUUCUAACAUUCGAUGCAAUGAGGCAUGCUGCACAAUGCGUGGGGAGAGCUAUACGUGGUAAAACCGACUAUGGUAUUAUGAUAUUUGCUGAUAAAAGAUUUUCAAGAUCUGAUAAACGAACAAAGUUACCUAAAUGGAUUCAAGAACAUUUGACUGAUAAUUAUUGUAAUUUGAGUACGGAAGAAUGUAUUCAGUUGGCAAGACGAUGGCUAAGACAAAUGGCCCAACCGUUUCCCAAAGGUGAUCAAUUAGGAGUAUCAUUGCUAACAUUGGAACAACUACAAAAUAUGGAACGAGAAAAGUUAGAAAAGAGAGUACUACGUGAUGCUAUUUAA